Messenger RNA from Ostertagia ostertagi, 3597 nucleotides. Lineage: Eukaryota; Metazoa; Nematoda; Chromadorea; Rhabditida; Trichostrongylidae. The record is from the annotation of a GenBank genome assembly.
AUGGAUCUCGACGUCGACGAUGAGGGCAGUGUAGAUGGUUCGGAAAAUAUGGAAAUCAGGAGCGACAGCCGCUCUUCACCGACCUUUUGUAGAUGUGGCGCAUACGACGAAAUCAUGGAGGCCACUAAGAUACUACGAAACAGAACUAUUGAUGCGGUCAAUAGUGAAUUGGAUCAGUUCGAAAAAGGACUGGCUUACCUCCUGCGUUCUUCGAGAGAAGCUCUCAGUAAUGAGGAUGAUGGUGCAAGUACCAGCAGUCAGAUGACGUUUGAAGAAUCGAGGAACAGUCCAGCGUGCAGCUUUCAGAGUCAGUCGCACAGUUCUCAGCUCAGUUCUGAGCGUUCUCCUUCCAUUGAUCUCAUUGUUAAUGACAUCGUUGUCAAUGCUUCAUUGUUACUGUUGUCGAAACUCAAAUUACAGUUUAAGCUGGAUUUGCUGGAUGUUCGAAAAGUUAAGCCAUUAUGGUUAGAUCAUCCUUUGCAAUUCGCAUACGCAUCGUUCGUGCCAUCGCGCGGCUCAUUGAGCACCGCUGCUCAGCAUGCAUCAGUUUGUCGCCAACUCAUUGAGCGUUUUUCUGCCAUCGCUGUUCAGUCCUUCCGACCGGAAGAAUGGGCUGAUAUUGUUAGCUGUUUCACUGAAAACCGCUGCCUUCCUGCUGAGUUCAUUGAACGCUACUGUCCGUCAGAUAUUUGGAAGCAUCCCCGUGAAACAGCUUUCAAAGCUGCUUCUGAUAGCAACAAGGCGGAGAGUCUUCUUUUACGCAGCAAUCGCUCUUCGUUUGUAAGUACUGGACUGCUUGGUCGAAUUCUAAAUUUCCUAUGGCCUCGAGAUCGCCUAUCCCUCUGUGUAGAGCAGCUUCUGUCGAAUAAGCGUUUUUCUCCGGAUGAAAUUCUCCUCAACAAUGCCGUGCACGUGUUUGACAUUCUAGACAGUGACUGGGUGUCUCUUGGGCCUUCCAGUUCCACUCUUGCAAUCCCUUUUAUAGCAGGAGCCUUGGCAUGUUUAGACAGUGCAGUAUCGGCUGCUGACGGGGAUUCAUUACCUAUAGUGGAUCUGCCCUUGGGCUGCUCUCUGGUCGAGAGUGUCAUUCGUUCAUCUGUUCCCUUUUCUUCCAACGACUCCGAAACGUUCGAGCACAUAUUUGUCAGCUUUGCGAAGUUAUUGCUAAAGAGUUCAAAGAAUCUUACGCAGUUAAUGCGAUUAGUAAAAGCAUUAGAAGGACUGUCGGUAUGGAUUGAUUUCACCGCUGCAAAAGGGAGUCAGCUACCUUUUUCACUCUGGAAUGCAGUCAGAGAAUUGCUAACAUUGCUGGAGCAACAAAUAGAGCAGAGUGCGAAAGAGGUCACGGCCACUGCAAAGGCAGUUCCGAUUGCUUCUCCGGAAGAACCAACAAAUGAUGAUACGGUGGCAGGGAACUGGCUUGAGUGUAUUCUUGAACAGGUCCCGGCUAUGCUCGAUCAUCAAUCUGCUGUUCAGUCACAAAUUGUAUCAGAAAUAGUGGAGAUAUCCAAACGGAUCGAGUUCCUACUUCGAUUGCUCGCUAAUGCCCGAGAUAUGUCCAAAUGCAAUAACUGCAUCUCUGAUGUCGUUGAAAAGAUUCAAAACCUGUCAAACAACGAGAUAGUUGGCGAAUUCCAAUCUACAUAUAUCACUCUCUCCCAAGGCGGUUUCAUCGGAGCCGAUCUCCAGACCAAACUUCUUCAUGAAAUCCUCAGCAGAGGCGGCCAACAAAAAACGCUUCUAUUGCGAACGAUCAUAUCUGGUGGUCGUAGUAAUCGGCCUCAGCUGGUCGCUGAAAUCUUCAAACACAGCCUCGAACGUUACGAGCAGGCAGUGGGGUCAAAAAUCUCGGAAAGACUAUGCAGGGAAGAGUGCACAAUACUGGAAGAGUUUUCUCACUCCCUGAAGAAAGCGCACGCCACGGACUUCGCCAGACAGACAUUAGGACUUAUAGAAAGGAUUAUCGCAGAUGAAAAUUCAAGUGUUAUCUUGGUCGAUGGCGUCACAUCGCUCUUGCUGACUCUUGUUCACAGAAACCAAGAAUGUCCAUGGACCCUCGAUCUCAAGAUGUUAGGCCGAAUUGAGAGUGAAUGGUCGAAAAUUAUCAACUCUUUUGCUGAAUUCUCUCUUCGCCACCCAUCUCAGUCGUUCCUAUGUGGCACAUAUUCUCUGCUCAUUUCUGAGCACUUUCUUGGCGCUGCGGAAUCUCUUGAUCUGCCAGUACUUCUUUUUGUUAUUCGCCAUCUUCCUCGCUUGAUCUCUGACCAAGGGCAACGUGAUGUGCAGAACUUCAAUAACCACUAUCCUGGUAUGGAGGCAAUCGUCAAGCAAUUCGUACAUCCAGAUAGUGUAUCCAAAUUAGCUGAUCGUGCUGUGAAACUGUUCGCUGAGACUCUAAAUGACGGAUGUUGGCAGAUUUACGUCCAGAGCUUCGUCCUUACCGUGCUUGUAAUCGAGAUCCACUGGAAAGAUGCGUGCAUUGGAUUGGAAGCCACGGGAGGCAUUGAUCGUUUGCACUGUAUGCUGUCGAUCUUAAAAAACGCGAAUACUACGCUUCUGCGAUGUUGGUGCCAUGGGGAAGAUGACUGCUUUGGCGAGCCUGGCAAUAAUGUGGAUGAGUACCUUUUACACCAGCAUCUUCGUUACGAAAUAUCCACACUUUUAUUACACGAAGUACAGGAGAAAUGGAAAAACAGCUUGGAGCAGACAACGCAGCGGAAGUACGCUUUUGUUACCUGUCAGAAACACUUCUCGCUGGAGCUACAAGUGCUCAACCAGUUCAGAGUUUUGAGAAGAAGGGAGUCUGUUCCGGAGCAAACGGCUUUGACUCCAGCGUUUAUACAGGUGUUGUCGAAUGUGCUUCAUAAAGAUUCGUCAUCGGAACUGUCGAAGCAGCUACGUUGUCUGCUAGCAGGUCGUCUCCUCUUUUUACCGUCAUGGCUUCGAUGCUCUCAUGCUCCCAGUGCCCUAAUUUUAAGCUUUGCUCCCAUCCUACAAGAUUUAAAAGAACAUUUAUGCAUUGUGCAAUGCGAGAUAGUGUGGGAGCAAUACUCCGACCGUCGCUUGGUUGAAGAUCUGCAUGAUUUCUUUGCUAUCACUGUGCAAUCCACGGAUCGUCUAGCGCAAACAGCCUUAACUUGGGCGGGGAGGCUAGCCACGGAUGGUCGCAACCGUCUGUCGAGUCUUGUGCCCCUGAAACGUCGAGAAGACGUCUUUCAUGAAGUUUUAAUGGUCAUUUGUAAUCAUGCUGAUUCUGAAACUCAUAUCGAGGUCCUCCGCCAGUGUGCUGACAAUCUGGCAUCAUGGAUUGAAGUUUCAACGGAAGAGGAAAACGUGAUGCGUGGUCAGGCCUUGUUAACGAGCGGAAAUCGUCUUGUAUUUCGACUUAUGGUUGUCUCUAAUUUGCUUGAGUAUUGUUCGGAACUUGGUAAAUACAAGGAACCCUAUAACAGCGACACAUACUUCAGCGACUCGGAAACACUGAAGAACAUCGUAACACGUCGUGGAGGUCCGACUGCGCUUCCAACUGUGGAACGUCGAAUGGAUGAGACUCGGUCCAACAGCAUUCCACUCUGUACAUACGCGGCAACCGAAAAA